UCCCUUUAGAAAGUUCCCAUCUUCAUAGUUUCUGGGCACCCCUGUAUUUAUACCAAUAUGCCAUUCCUUGACUUUCUCGGCCUUUAUUUAAAGUAAAUUGGGUAGACAAAGAAAAGUUGAAUAAUCGUGAGGUUGAAUUAUAGGAGAAGACUGAAGAGCAUGAGUUGGGUGCAAUCAUUUGCCACCCAUAUUUCUUCAAAUUCCUUUUUGUUUUUUGCCUUUUUGCUUUCGGUUAAAAAGGGUGAAAGAUUCUCUCUCCCUCUCUCCCUCUCUGGAUUUUGGCCCCCCUCAUGAGAUUAAGGAAGCAUAGGCAAUGCUUUCCUUCUUGCUCUUCCCAUCACAGAGUUGAUGAGGAUGAAAUUUAUCGUAGACAUAAGAAACGCGAUGGGGAGUUGGAAUGGCCACAUGAUUCAACUCAUGCCAAAUCGCAGUUAGCUCAAUGUUUUAUUAAUGCUAUGGUUGGACCACGAUCAUGGACAGGACUGUUUACCCGCUCAAGCAACAAACGAAAUGAGAAGCAUGGUGACUACUCUUUGAGUCCUCUUCAGGAACAGAGACUUUUGAGGCUUCAAGCACGAUUACAAGUACCUUUUGAUGAGAAUCGCCCUGAUCAUCAAGAAGCCUUGAAAGCAUUGUGGCGUGCUGCCUUUCCAGAUGUUGCUCUGCAAGGUUUAAUUUCUGAGCAAUGGAAAGAGAUGGGGUGGCAAGGUUCUAACCCUUCUACUGACUUUAGGGGUUGCGGUUUUAUCUCCCUAGAGAACUUGCUGUUUUUCACCAGGACUUAUCCGGUGUCUUUCCGUAGGUUAUUGUUCAAGGAAGAUGGGAAGCGAGCAACUUGGGAAUACCCUUUUGCUGUUGCUGGAAUAAACAUAUCAUUUAUGUUGAUUAAAAUGCUGGAUCUUUGCUCAGCAAAACCAAGGUGUCUUCCAGGAAUAAAUUUCGUGAGAUUAUUAGGAGAAGAUGAAGCCGCUUUUGAUGUACUAUACUGUAUAGCUUUUGAAAUGGUUGAUGCUCAGUGGCUUGCAAUGCAUGCGUCCUACAUGCAGUUUAAUGAUGUUCUACAAGCAACAAGGACGCAGCUGGAAAGAGAGCUGUCCUUAGAAGAUACUCAAAGAAUACAUGAUUUACCAGCUUACAAUCUUUUGUACCAGUAGCUAGCUUUUUGGUUUGUACAAAUUCCAUUAGAAUAUUACUCGGACUUAAAACAUGUUCCAAUGAAUUAAAACAUUUCCGCUCUA
This is a messenger RNA of Prunus avium (sweet cherry), 1238 nucleotides long. Its product is annotated as ELMO/CED-12 family protein. The record is from RefSeq and is a predicted model, not a curated record. Lineage: Eukaryota; Viridiplantae; Streptophyta; Magnoliopsida; Rosales; Rosaceae.